Molecule: messenger RNA, 2351 nt
Organism: Triticum dicoccoides
Lineage: Eukaryota; Viridiplantae; Streptophyta; Magnoliopsida; Poales; Poaceae
Product: protein PAIR1-like
Exons: 12
Coding region: 1-1932 (643 amino acids)
Biological process (GO): microsporogenesis; chromosome organization involved in meiotic cell cycle; embryo sac development
Cellular component (GO): nucleus
Source: RefSeq, a predicted model, not a curated record
AUGAAGCUUAAGAUCAACAAGGCGUGCGACCUCGCCUCCAUCUCCGUCCUCCCUCCCCGGAGGACCAGAGGGAGCAGCGGUGGCGGUGGUGGUGGCGGGACGAGCGCGCCUGCUGCUGCUUCCGCGGCUCAGCAGCAGCGGUCCCAGUCGAUGUCGCAGAAGUCCUUCUCGCAAUGCAUCGGCGCGUCCUUCUCACAGGGCAUAGGCAGCGGAGGCGCGUCCUUCUCCCAGGGCAGCGGCGGCGGAGGCGCCGCGUUCUCUCAGGGCGGUGGAGGCGGAGGCGCGGCGUUCUCUCAGGGCGGAGGAGGCGCGGCGUUCUCUCAGGGCGGAGGUGGCGGAGGCGCGGCUUUCUCUCAGGGCGGAGGUGGCGGAGGCGCGUCCUUCUCGCAGGGCGGUGGCAGCGCGUCCCUCUUGCACGCGCAGUCGCAGCUCUCUCAGGCCUCCCUCGACGAGAGCCUCCUCAGCCUCCUCUCGCAGGCCCCCGCGCGCGACCAGAGAUUUGCCAUGCAAGAGGACCCGUCGAAGCGGAUGUCUUCGUAUCUUGCCAGUUCAGCUUCUUCGUGUAUGCGCGACGAAUCUCAGCUGCAACUUGCAAAAAUACCAACCAACCCUAUCCACCGCUGGAGCCCCUCUUUUCUGGAUAGCAGAUGUCAGGUUAAUGAGGAUGUUGAGCGCAAAUUUCUGCAUCUGGCAAGUUCAGUACAGAAGAUGGGAAUGAUAUUAGACUCAGUGCAAAAUGAUGUGAUGCAGUUAAACAGAGGCAUGAAGGAGGCAUCACUAGACUCUGGUAGCAUUCAGAAAAAGUUUGUGCUCCUAGAGGACUCUCUAAAGCAAAUUCUUAAGGGACAAGAUGAUCUCAAAGCACUCCUCAAGGGAAGCACGAAAAGUAAUCCUGACCAGCUGGGUAUUCUCACCCGCAAACUGGAUGAGAUAUCCUCGAUACUUUCAGUCUUGCCAAAGCAAGUUCAAACAGAAUUCGAGCAAUUCAAGGGUGACAUCUUUAGAUUUUUUACAAAAGAGAUGGAGGGGGUCGUUAGAGCUGUCAGAUCUCUCGAUAGUAGGCUGCCCGGUGUGAUGCAAAUGCUGGCAGACCAGAGCUGCACCACCAAUGCAAAACCCCUGAUGAACCACACAGCAGCAGAAAAUGGAAGCCCCCUGAUGAACCAGACACAAGUAGCAGAAGGAAGCCCCCUGAUGAACCAAGGACCGGUAGCAGACAGAAGGCCGCAGAAGAAACCGACGGCAGUAGCAAAUGGAAGGCCCAAGAGGAAGAACCAAACAGCAGUAGCAAAUGGAAGGCCCCAGAGGAAGAACCAAGCAGCUGGAGCAAAUUGGAGGCCCCACAGGAAGAAACCAACAGAAAUAGCAGCAAAUUCAAGGACCCAGAGGCACCUCACACGAGUGGCAAAUGGAAGGCCCCAGGUGAAACAAACAGAAGCAGCAGAUGGAAGGUCGCAGACGAACCAGAAACCCGAGGCAAAUGGGAAAGCCCUGAUACCAGUAACAAAACCCAUUCCUGUGCCCGUGGUUUAUCAUCGAAAGGCGGUUGAUCUGAAGCCAAGGGUGGAACAGUGGAUGGUACCGAAACUGGCUGGCCCAAGCUACAGCAGGCCAGCGCCACCUAAAGAGCAAGAGUUGGCCAUUCAGAAGGUCAAUACAGAGGCGCCAAUCAACAAGAUGCAGGCGACGCUGGGCAUUCUAAUCGACUCGGACGACGACGGCGACUACGAGGGGGCUGACAGCGACUGGAGCGCCUCCUGCGUGAUCCUGAAGUUGGAAGCAGGGUGUCCGGGUGAUGAGGUGGUGGCGGAGGAGGCGACGAGCGAGGGGGAGGGGGAGGCGCUAGAGAUCCUGAGGCGGGCGAGGAAGCGGCGGCGGAGGGAGGCGAACGCCAACGCCAACGCCACCGUGCUCGUCCAAGACCAACGCUGAACUGAGGCUCGUACAGCAACCCAACGGUAACGCGUGGCUCCUACGGUGGGUCGACACUCGACAGAAAGUGCUUUAACAGAGGUGUGGUUAACGGGGCAUACAGGACAGGUUACAGACGCCGGGAGAGGUAAAAAUUCACACACUAUCUCACCGUGUGGUGAUGUGAUGUACAGACAGAGACAAGUACAGUAUUUUUCUUCUUUUUCCCUUUGCACAGACGAAAUGGAGGCUCGUACUGCUAAGCAAGUUUAAGAUUUAUCGGAAAAGGAGUUGAACUCUAGAUAUGUUCUCACUGAAAACUUGAUCGAGAAAGGAGCUUUGUUAUUGGAUCAAAAUACUCACGUCUCUUAAAUCAUGAUCAGAGUCAAGGCUAGCUUUGUACUGAUCUCAUUAUGCGAUAGCAAUGGAGAAGGAUAACG